AUGACCUCUCGGGAGGACAUGAAGGUCAUGGCCACUGCCACAAGUGAAUGUACUGACAACACUUCCCAGGGAGUGGACACCCUACAUUUGCUGGACCGAGGCCUCCACUGGCUGCUGAAUUUGGGAGACAGGGCUGGAGGCACCUGCUGGGCCACCGUGUGCCAGACUGCAGGAGGAGCAGGUCACAUUGUGUUCUUUGUGAAAAGUGUCCCUGGAGGGUUCAAGAACCCAGUUCUGCAGGACCCUAUCCCGCCCAACCCUCUCAAGUUUAACAUCCUGCAGAAGGUAUCCACCCUCAAGGAUGGUGACUUCGUCUUGACUGAAAGCACCGCCAUCUUGAUUUACUUGAGCUUUAAGUACCAGACGGCAGACCACUGGUACCCAUCUGAACUUUGGGCCCGUUUUCAUGCCCACAAGUACCUGGGAUGGCAUGCUGACUGCAUCCGUGAUACCUCUGGCGUGCCCUUGUGGACCCAGGUGUUGGCACCACUCAUUGGAGUCCAUGUGACUGAGGAGAAGGUGGAGCGCAACAGGGCCACCACGGACCGGGCACUGCAGUGGCUGGAGGACAAGUUCCUGGGGGGCUGGGCCUUCCUCAACAGCCAGCAGGUGACGCUGGCUGACCUCAUGGUGCUGGAGGGGCUGGUGCAGUCUGUGGCUCUUGGCUGUGACCUAUUUGAGGGACAGCUGAAACUGGCAGCAUGGCAUGACUGAAUAGGGGCUUUCCUGGGUACUGAUCUGUGCCAGGAGACCCAUGGCCCCAUCUUGAACAUCCUAGAGCAGACGGCUAACAAAACAGUCCUGCAGCCCCCACCAGAACUCUCCCUCUAUAUGCUAUUUUAUAUUUCUAGGAUCCCCUGAGGAAUCUGGAAUAGGGACUGAUGGUUGGAGGCCAGGAGAUUAGCAAUAAAGAUUCAUUCUUAGUUUC
Neofelis nebulosa (Clouded leopard) is the source of this 928-nucleotide messenger RNA. Its product is annotated as glutathione S-transferase theta-2B-like. The transcript is spliced from 5 exons. Gene Ontology annotation, biological process: glutathione metabolic process. Gene Ontology annotation, cellular component: cytoplasm. Lineage: Eukaryota; Metazoa; Chordata; Mammalia; Carnivora; Felidae. The record is from RefSeq and is a predicted model, not a curated record. Gene Ontology annotation, molecular function: glutathione transferase activity.